AUGUCGAAAGCCAACGGACUCAAGCGCAAGGAAGCGCCGUCGGACGCACGCAAAAGCGACAAGAAGCAGAAGACGUACGACCCCAAGCUCGCCAGAGCAGAGAAAAAGCGAUCCCACCUCGAACAAGCUGCAAUGGACAACGAUGAGGAUUUCGAGGGUCUGUCAGACAACGACGGCGGUGUAACGCUACCUUCAAACGGCGUCCAGUCAGAAGAGCCCAAGAAGUUCAAGCUAGAAGGAGGGAAGACAUCAGCAGAGGCGCACGCAGAGCAACGACGAGUCGCAAAGGAACGAAAGGCAGCGAAGCCACACGCCGACAUCAUUCAACGAGCGAAACAACUAUGGGAGAGACUGCGCCGAAAGUCACAUGUGCCCAAGGACGAGAGGAAAGAGCUGGUCGCAGAACUGUUCAGCAUCGUUGAGGGCAGAGUGCGGGACUUCGUCUUCAAGCACGACAGUGUUCGUGUGAUUCAGUGCGCCAUCAAAUAUGCCCGUCCAGAACAGCUGAAGACGAUUGUCAGAGAGCUACAAAAUGACGUGCGCGAGUUGGCCGCCAGCAAGUAUGGCAAGCACUUGGUCGGCAAGAUGGUCGUCGAAGGAGAUCGCGAGGACAAGGACUUGAUCAUCCCACAGUUCUACGGACACGUCAAGAGGUUCAUAAACCAUCCCGAAGCCAGCUGGAUCAUGGACGACAUCUACCGCCAAGUGGCUACACCAAAGCAGAAGGACAUGCUGUUGAGAGAGUGGUACGGCACAGAGUUCGCACUUUUCGGGCAGUCGAGACCCAACGCCUCAGACGAGCAGACGACUUCAGACUUGCGCAUGAUCCUAGAAGAGACCCCCGAAAAGCGCAAACCCAUCCUGGGAUACCUGAAGCAGAUGAUCGACAACCUCAUCCAAAAGCAGAAGACGGGCUUCACCAUGCUGCACGACGCCAUGCUGCAGUACUUCCUCGCACUCGAACCUGGCACUGAAGACCACUCUGACUUCCUCGAGAUGCUCAAGGGCGACAUCGACGCCGAGUCAGAAGGUGGAGGCGGCGAUCUGUACCGCAACUUGUCCUUCACCAAGAACGGCUGCAAGCUCGUCUGCUACGCUCUCGCAUACGGUUCAGCCAAAGACCGCAAAGUCAUCCUUAAAUGCUUCAAAGACCACGUCGAGACCAUGGCCUACGACCAAUACGCCAAAAUGGUCCUCGUCGCCGGUCUCGACCUGCCCGACGACACAAAGAUGACCUCCACUUCCAUCCUGCAAGACCUCCUCGGCCUGAAAAUGGAAGACACCACCCAACGUUUCGACCGCCUCUCCGACAUGAUGACGAACCUCAACUCCCGCCUCCCCAUCCUCUACCCACUAGCCGGACCCGCGAAAUGGCUCGUCAACGAUGCUGAGAAAGAGUUCACCGGUGAGAUUCACAAGAUUCGGGAGACAACGUCAAAGAAAGCGCCAGAGGUCAGGAGACAAGAGUUGAUCGCCCAUAUCUCCGCGCCACUGCUUGAAUUCAUCGCCGAGCGGGCACAGAGUUUGGUGACUUCGUCAUUUGCGAGCCAGGCUGUGACGGAGAUUCUGCUGGAAUGUCAUGAUAAGGAUAACACGCAACGAGAUGCGGCGAAGAAGGCGGUUGCUGCGUUAGCGGCGGGUGAUCCUAACGAGGAAGGGCAUGUUGCGAAAGAUCCUGCUACAGGAAGGAUGUUGAGGACGCUGGUUUCUGGAGGGUCUUUCGAUCCGAAGACGAAGAAGGUGGUGCUGGUGGAGCCGCGACUUGGGUUCGGAGAGGUGCUGUACCCAGUCAUCAAGGACAAAUUAGUGGAGUGGGCGUGCUGUGAUUCGAGCUUCGUGGUGGUGUCAUUGUUGGAGAGUGAGGAUGUGCCGGACAAGGUCAAGAAUGAGGUUAAGGCGACGUUGGAGGAUGCGAAGAAGCAGUUGAAGAAGGCGGCGGAGGGUGAGAAGAGUGCAAAGGCGGAAGGUGGGAAGAAGGACAAGAAACCCAAGGGAAAUGCUGGAGCGCGCAUUUUGCUGGAGAAGAUCUAA
This is a messenger RNA of Fulvia fulva, 2031 nucleotides long. RefSeq names its product Pumilio y domain family member 6. Gene Ontology annotation, biological process: regulation of translation. Gene Ontology annotation, molecular function: mRNA binding. The record is from RefSeq and is a predicted model, not a curated record. Gene Ontology annotation, cellular component: nucleolus. The transcript has a single exon. Bases 1 to 2031 code for a protein of 676 amino acids. Lineage: Eukaryota; Fungi; Ascomycota; Dothideomycetes; Mycosphaerellales; Mycosphaerellaceae.